CUCAUAAUUUGUUUAUGGAACCCGCAGUUACUUCAUCAUUGUACUCUCUCUUUCAACCUCAAUUCAGUCGGUGUCUUUCCUUCAAAUGUACUCCGUAACGAAUUACUCUGAUCAAUAACAUAUCAACUAAUUUCUUCGACCUAUUAGAUCUCAUCUUCCAAAACCUACCAAAAUAAAAUUUUAAUUCAUGACUCUGAAUUAAAACCUAAAUCAUGGUGGAGACACUGGGCGUAGGGCGCUUUCAUUUCCACCACUCCCGCCUCGACGUCCGGCGCUGGGUCCCGACAUUUCUCUCCUCUCACAAGACUCUUUUCACCGUCCUAUGGAUGGCCGCCUUCGCUUCCGUCUUCCUUUGGCAGCGAAACGUCGUCCUCGGAGGCUUUUCUUUUUUUAGAUGGGGAGUCUCUGCCAGGCCGAUCCCUACUUUGAGACCUGUGGCUUUUAAUUUAACGGAUUUUGGUGGAGUGGGAGACGGCUUGACUGUAAAUACGGAGGCUUUUGAGAGAGCGGUUUCUGCUAUUUCUAAGCUCGGUAAGAGAGGUGGCGCACAGCUUAAUGUGCCUCCUGGAAAAUGGCUUACGGCGCCGUUUAAUCUAACUAGUCAUAUGACUCUUUUUCUUGCUGAGGAUGCUGAGAUUCUUGGAAUCCAGAAUGAGAAGUAUUGGCCACUAAUGCCUCCAUUGCCUUCAUAUGGUUAUGGGAGAGAACACCCUGGCCCACGUUAUGGGAGUUUGAUCCAUGGGCAAAACCUUAAAGAUGUUGUCAUAACAGGACAUAAUGGAACCAUCAAUGGACAAGGACAAACAUGGUGGAAGAAAUAUCGCCAAAAGCUUCUCAAUCACACGAGGGGCCCACUUGUGCAGAUAAUGUGGUCAAGUGACAUUUUGAUCUCUAAUAUAACUUUGCGUGAUUCCCCGUUUUGGACACUCCAUCCAUAUGACUGCAAGAAUGUAACAGUCAGAAAUGUUACAAUCUUGGCUCCAGUAUUUGAAGCUCCAAACACUGAUGGAAUUGAUCCUGAUUCAUGCGAGGAUAUGGUGAUUGAGGACUGUUAUAUAAGUGUAGGUGAUGAUGCGAUUGCAAUAAAGAGUGGGUGGGAUCAGUAUGGCAUAGCUUAUGGACGGCCUUCGAUGAACAUUCUCAUCCGUAACCUUGUUGUUCGCUCGAUGGUCAGUGCAGGUGUAUCAAUUGGCAGUGAGAUGUCGGGUGGUGUAUCAAAUGUCACUGUGGAGAACCUCCUGGUCUGGAGUUCACGGCGUGCAGUUCGGAUCAAGACUGCCCCUGGAAGAGGUGGAUAUGUUCAACAGAUAACCUACCGAAAUCUGACAUUUGACAAUGUCCGAGUUGGGAUUGUAAUCAAGACAGACUACAAUGAACACCCUGAUGAAGGUUAUGACCCAAAGGCUCUUCCUAUACUUAGGGAUAUAAGCUUCACUGGAGUCCAUGGUCAAGGAGUGCGUGUGCCUGUACGUAUCCAUGGAAGCGAUGUAAUUCCAGUGAGAAAUAUUACUUUCCGAGAUAUGUCAGUGGGAAUAACAUAUAAGAAGAAGCAUAUAUUCCAGUGUGCCUUCGUUCAAGGUCGUGUAAUAGGAACCAUCUUCCCUGCCCCUUGUGAGAACCUUGAUCUAUAUGAUGAGCAAGAACGGCUCGUUAAGCGCUCUGCCUCCCAGAAUGUGACAGAUAUAGAUUAUGAUUUUUGAGGAGGGAGGUCAAAGACUUCAAUGUAUUUCUGUAUGAGAUAACUACAAUGGGUGAAAUUGGAGCAGUUGAUUUUGUUGUUAUGUUCCUUGACAUAUUACUGUUUUUGGCUCCAUUUUUAUGGCUUUUUCUUCACGGUAUUGUAUGUACAGAAAAUUUUCAGUUGUUUAUACGUUCACAAGGGAACAGAAAUGCAUAGUUUUGGCUACACCAUCCA
Molecule: messenger RNA, 1915 nt
Organism: Pistacia vera
Lineage: Eukaryota; Viridiplantae; Streptophyta; Magnoliopsida; Sapindales; Anacardiaceae
Product: probable polygalacturonase
Exons: 5
Coding region: 213-1700 (495 amino acids)
Biological process (GO): carbohydrate metabolic process
Molecular function (GO): polygalacturonase activity
Source: RefSeq, a predicted model, not a curated record